AUGAAUUUAGUUAGCUAAAACAACUUAGAAAUUUAAUAAAACAUUUAAUUGUAGUUCGAUCCUAAGCUUUUUUCAGAAAUAUAUCUAGAAAAAGCUUCGUUUUCAAUUAAAAAUUCAAAUAAUGACACAGCAAAUAACAAAUAAAAAUAGUAGAAAUCUGUUAUAGAUAGCUACUUUAAGUCUAUACCAACUAACUUAUUCGGAAUAUCAUUUAUUUUCUUAGAAUAAUAGGAUAUCCAAGGGAAAGAAAUGCAAGAUUUAGGCUUAAAGUUAGAUUUCUAUGCUUAUAGAUAAUAUUUUUAGCACUUGCAGAAUAUUUCAGUUGACAUUAUGCCAGGUAACUUUCCAAGCUUUGGCAGUUUAAAAUUACUAAUAAAAACGAUGAAUCUUCUUUAAAAAGUGAAUAAUAAAAUAUUAUGGGUUAGAUAAGAUAAAAUAGUCGAACUAAAUGAGUGUAUAGAAUUGGCAUUAAUGUUUUAUGAGUAAAGAAAUUUAAAAUAUUCUCUCUUUUACUUCUCUAAAAUGCUUUCUAUUGAAGUGUAUAAUGGAUAACUCUACAUUGACAUAAGAGAGAGUGUGUAUAUUAACUCUGAAAGCUUAACAAAAAUAUUCUAAGCUCUGUAAAAAUCUUUUCCUUCAUUUUAUGAUUUGCAUAUCAGAAUAGGAGACAAUAACUCUUUGAAUUCAAAUAUUAUAUAACCUUUCUCUGAGUUUGUCAUGUAGUAUGCAUAAAAUUUAUAGAGACUCAAAAUUUUUAUUGGAAACAGAAACUAUAUUGGUAGCAAGCUUUUUAGUAAAUUAGGAUAGGCAUUUUUGCCAAAAUUAACUACCUUUCAAAUGGAGGUUAUGAGCAAUAAUGAUUAACUAUCUACAGACUCUUAAGGAUUAUUCGAUUUUCUCAGAAAUCAAUAAAACCUUUAAUUCCUCAGCUUAAAUUAUGGUUCUAAAAACUCAUUAAAUGCUAAAACAUUUGAAAACUUUGGAAAAUCACUGCAAAAUUUAAAAAAGCUGACUGAUUUAGAUAUCAAUAUAGGACAAUGGAAUAAGAUUGAAUCUUUGGGAUGCAAUAAUUUUACAGAAUCAAUUAAAAACAUGAACCUUAAAAAGAUUAAGUUAAUAUUUGAAGGCUAAAAUGGAAUUACUCCUGAUGGAGCUUCUAAGUUCUUUGAUAUUCUAUCUACUUUCAAUGGCCUUAAUUCAAUCUAAGUAGGAUUUGGAGAUAAAAAUUGCUUGGAAGAAAAAUGUAUUAGAAGUUUUUCAGAUUGUUUGCAUCGCCAAAUAUAUCUUUCGACUUUAUCUCUAAAUUUAAUUCACAAAAUAAAUACUGACACUUCUAUCUUGUUUUAGUCAAUCGAAAAUAAAAAUGCCUUAUAUAAUUUGCAACUUAAGAUUGGUUAAGAUUACAACAUUAAUGAUAGCAUGGAGUCACUUUGUUAAUCGUUAAUUUCCUUAACUCAGCUCAAAAACCUCAGCAUUGAUUUUAUAGGAACAAAAGAGAUAUAGCUUAAUAAAAUGGAACUUCUUUGUAUGGCUAUAAGAAAAAUCCCAAGUCUCAUAGGACUCUAAUUUUAUACUGAUGAUUUAGCUGACGAUAAAACUUUAAGUAUCUUUAGAUAUAUUUUUGAAGGAAAUAUCAAUUUUAAAGAUAUUAGAAUAGGCUAUAAUGUUAUAUUUUAACAUAACUUUUCUAAAUUUGAAUUGGAAAUAAAAGGUAAAAAACGUUGGGAUAGAGAUAUUAUUUAAUCUAUUUGCAGAUAAAUAAGCAAAUAUCAGCCAAUCAAAGAUUUUAUCAUAAAAUUUGAUGCUGAAAAAACUAGACAUUGUUAACCUGAAGAUUUGGUUACUUUUUUGAGAUAUGCUUGUAUGUCUUUAUAAAAAAACCCUAAUAAAAAUGGAAAAGUCUUUAUUUUCUUUGAGGGAUUUUUAGAAAUCUAUACUCAAUCUAUUUUGGUUGAGAGCUAUAAUCUUUAUGAAUAUCAAAACUAGUUUUUACUGAAAAAUAGUGAAACUGCUUAAUUCUUUGAAAAUGAAAAUAAGCUCAUCCAUAUCAACUAUAUGCCUAAAAGCACUUAAAGUCUUUCAAUUUUAUAAUUAGAAGACGUUAUUUCUUUAGUCUCAGGAUUAGGAUAUAAUUGUAUUAACUUAAAAUCUAGUUUUGGUCCCAAAAAAUAAGCUGCAAAUAAUUAACAACAAGGUUUAAUGUAAAUGCUUGGCUUAUAAUAGUAAUAAUAGCAAUAAUAAAUGGGUGGGGAAGAAGAAGAAGAUUAAGUUGGAGAAUAAAAUGAUGAUGAUGAAGAAGAAGAAGGCCAAAAUCAGUAGCAAUAAGGCUUAGGAGGAAACAAUUAGAAUUAAAAUAAUUUCAGUAGAAAUCAGUUUAGUAUUAUACUUUCUUCAACUAUCUCCUCAAUAAAGUCUUCUAAAUUAAAAAAAUUAACUGUCGAAGCAAUGAAUCAUUUUUAUAUGAGAGUUAGUGAGUCUAAAUUUGACUUCUAUCUAUUUGAGAGAGAAAGUUUACCUUAACACUCACUACAGCAACUCAAUAUAAAUUUAAUAUAAAAAACCACUCACCUCAAAGAAAUAUAAUUAGAUCUUAGGCAUUUAAACAAUUAAGGAAUUAACUCUCUUAGACAUCUAAUCGAUAAUCAAUAAGGAUUGGUUAAACUAUAUUUAGGAGGACAAAUUAAAUUGUUGAAGGAAAAUAUCAGAGACAUGAGCCUAUUCCAUUUCUAGUUAAGAAGUUUAUAGUCUUUGGUUUCUCUAAACUUAGAUCGAAUUUAAUAUUUAGGGCUUAACUAGGAAGAAAUACCUGCAUUAAAUGAACAUUAAUAGCAACAAUUUCGUUUAUUCAUGCAGUAAAAUCACAAUGAUUUAAUUGCCAGAUUAGAAUAAAUCCAAAAUCCUACUUCAUAAUAAGAAGAGUAGGAAUUGUAGGGUAUUUAAGAUUAGAUCAUUUAACUUAGAAAUAAAAAAAUGUAAGAAUAUUUUACUUAGUCUGUUGAAGAAUUCAAAUAAAUAAUAGAUAAUACUAAAAGAUAAGUUAUCUAGAGAAAAGCCUUAUGUGUUAUUAUGAAAUUUUCAAAACUAAAGAUUAAUAGGAAACUCAAAGGAGACAUAAUUAUAGAUAUAGGCAGAAGCUUAUUAAUUUGA
Molecule: messenger RNA, 3147 nt
Organism: Tetrahymena thermophila SB210
Lineage: Eukaryota; Ciliophora; Oligohymenophorea; Hymenostomatida; Tetrahymenidae
Exons: 17
Source: RefSeq, a predicted model, not a curated record